AAUUGGGAUAUGUAGCCUCAAUUCUGUGAGAUUCUCAUCCAAUGGAUGUAGAAGGGAUCUGGGAAUCUCACACGGUAUAUAAAAAAUGCCCAGACUGAUUCUAAAGUACAGGCAUAUUUGGAAACUAAUGCUAUCAAGAACAUUGAUGAGGAGAGGACAACAAGCAGUAGAGUGGAAAAAGUUUUAAAUGCUGUACUACUUUUGUGGUAGAAGCUCUGCAAUAUUUUCUAUUGCAUGAAAACAUUGGUGCUAAACAUUUUAAUGUUUAUUUUUGAGAGAGAGAGAGACAGAACACGAGCAAGGGAGGGGCAGAGAGAGAGGGAAACACAGAAUCUGGUGUUAGUGGUGAGACCUCUCUAGCAUCCUGCAUCUGUUUUGUGAUUGCUGUUUUUCUGACCCUCCACUCCCAGGGUAAGAAUGCUGGAGAAAGUACAGCUGCCUCAUGAUUCAGGAGAGCAACCAAAUCUUUUAUGGCUUUUGACUUCUGGGACCAUUUUAGAGACAUAAUGAGCCUUGCCUUGGCUGCCACAGGAAGUUUGCAUUCCACCUGGAGCACCAGAAAGAAAGUUUAUAAAUGCUAUAUAAAUAUUUCACAGGAUGCUUACUCGAUGUCACUGGGGUAAGUAACCUGGUCCAAUACUGAGGAAUUCAAGGGAGGAAGAGAAGUCUACUGGAGGUUUUCCAUCCCUGAUAUGCACAGGAAAUGAAGAAAUCGCCUGGCAUGCUUGGAAUUGAGAAAUUGUUCUGGGUGCUCUUCCUAAUCCCACAUAUGGGCGUCAGGAGUAUCAAUGGGGAAAGGUCAUGUACUGAACAACUGUAUGUAAAGAGAUAUUCCGUCUAUAAUGUGUCAGCAGGGAGUUCCUUUAAACUGGAGUGCCCUGUGAAAUACUGUACUAAGAAACCUUUUGUGACCUGGUGCAAGCUCGAAGGAAAAAACUGUUUACCUCUUGAAUAUAAACUUCUGGGAUACACACGUUGGAAAGACUCGGAGAAUGGUUCAGUUUUUAUUCUUCAUUUUAAUCUCAUGCUGGCUAAUGACACCGGUUCGUACCGCUGUUCUGCAAAUUUUACAUUUGGAGUUGUUGAAAGCCAUUCAGUAACCAUUUAUGUGACAGAACGGACUGAAAAUAAUUCAGAAUACCCUCUACUAACAUUGGCUCCCAUUUCAGAUGCCACCGGUGCCUCAGGACCACCCUCUCAGGAAGGGAUGGAGGACAAACGAUGGAUGCUUUAUAGUUUGCUCCCUUUGGGGGCAUUGUCUCUGCUCAUGACUUGUUUGUACCUACUCUUCAGCCUGAGAAGGCACCGAGCAGAAAAAAAGGAGCCUUCUGACACAGGAGGAAGAGAAGUUAACCUGGUUGAUAUUCCCCAGCCCUUUCGGAGUGAGGAAACUGACGGGGGAAUCAGCCAAAAUCCUGAAACACUGUUAUCAGAAACUGGUCCUUAUGAUAAUGACCGCUGGUUCAGGGUCCAGGAAGAGUCUGAAGCUUAUUCUAACCCAUGCCUGGAGGAAAACAAACAGGGCAUUGUUUAUGCUUCCUUGAACCAUUCUGUCAUUGGAAUAAACCCAAGACAAGCAAGGAAUGUGAAAGAAGCACCUACAGAAUACGCAGCCAUAUGUGUGAGGAGUUAAAUUCGACCUUGAUCUCCAAGCAGUGAUCACUGAAUGAUCUGCAUGUCCACACCAUUACUGAGCCCAACAAAAGGUCAAAUAGUAUUCCUUGACCUGCGAAGCUUCACUAUAAGGAGGUUCAUAUUGGUGCUUGGGUCUUAAGGGUCUAUAGGACAAAUGACUAAAAUUUCUCCCCCCAAAAUCUGAGGGAACUUUUUAUAUGAUCCGCUUGAACAACAACACAAAAAUGCUUCCCUCCAAAACUAAGUGAUAUUAUGAGUAGCAGACUGGUAGAACACUUCAACUUAGCUACAUUUUACCCAGUGUAUAAAGUUAAUAUAUUUUUUGGAGGAUAAGAGACACAUGUAAGUAAGAGAGGUUUGCAUAAUCUGGAUCGUUCACUACACUCUCUUGACAAUGAAAGAAUGUCCCAAUUUGACUAACUGACCAUUAACCCAGUAAUGAUAGGAUGUUUAUUUCUGGUCAUUCUUCUGUGAUGAGAAAUAUUUCUCUGUCUAUCCAACAAUGUUUUUUUUUAAUGUAAAGAAGGAGGAAUUUUAGACUUAAUAUAAGAAAAGAAUGGAAAGCAUAAAUGGUUCAGUGAAGAUGUGGACUACACCAACUACUGCAGAGCAGACGCUCCCCGUACCUGACAUGCAAAUGGUUUUAGCUGCCCUGUUACAUUGCUGAACAAAUAUAGGUAGUAAUGGAGCAAUAAUGUGUGGUGCACUUAUAAACAAAGCUGUGACUCAGUGGCUGGAUCACAUGGACUAAUGUAUAUGAAUGUGAUAUAAUGCUGCUGAAUUAAUAUACUUGUGGGUGUUUAAAUAAACAUAAAAAUAAUUAUCA
Molecule: messenger RNA, 2461 nt
Organism: Suricata suricatta (meerkat)
Lineage: Eukaryota; Metazoa; Chordata; Mammalia; Carnivora; Herpestidae
Gene: BTLA
Product: B and T lymphocyte associated
Exons: 8
Coding region: 704-1633 (309 amino acids)
Biological process (GO): immune response-regulating cell surface receptor signaling pathway
Cellular component (GO): plasma membrane
Molecular function (GO): signaling receptor activity
Source: RefSeq, a predicted model, not a curated record